Micropterus dolomieu (smallmouth bass) is the source of this 1405-nucleotide messenger RNA. RefSeq names its product olfactory receptor 1509-like. Gene Ontology annotation, cellular component: membrane. The transcript has a single exon. The record is from RefSeq and is a predicted model, not a curated record. NCBI's taxonomy places the organism in Eukaryota, Metazoa, Chordata, Actinopteri, Centrarchiformes, Centrarchidae. The coding region runs from base 364 to 1293 and encodes 309 amino acids. Gene Ontology annotation, biological process: G protein-coupled receptor signaling pathway. Gene Ontology annotation, molecular function: G protein-coupled receptor activity; olfactory receptor activity.
AAAAGUUUUACUUAUACAACUCCUGUCUGUUUCCGCUGCUGGGUCCACUCACAGACUAAGCCAAACCCCCUGACUGGAAAAGGUUAAAAGAAGCUGAGUAGGUGGGAGGCAGUCACAGUGUGACUACAGAAGGUGAGCAUAUCAGUGUUAGAAAGCAUCCACUCUCACAACCUGACUUAUAGUGACUUUAAAUAAUGUAACAGUAUGUUUGAUGUAUUUUAGAAAUUGUUUCUAAAAUCUGAUUGGUGUGAAUAUGCUAAGAUUUGUUUAUUUUAUGAAUGAUUGAUGUUUUCUUUCACAAAGAUCUAUUUUAAAUUUCUGAACUUAACAACUACAAUUUUUUUUUAAACAAGGAGAGGGAUCAUGAUAAACUCUACACAGUUUUCAUAUUUUACACUUGCUGCCUACUUUGACACUGGGGUUUUGAAAUACUUAUAUUUCCUCAUUAUUCUGACUUUAUAUAUGUUAAUUCUUUGUGCCAAUCUUCUGCUCAUUGUGGUUAUCUGUAUGAACAGAAGCUUACAUGAACCUAUGUACCUUUUUCUGUGCAGCCUGUUUGUAAAUGAGCUGUAUGGUAGUACAGGGUUGUUUCCAUUCCUUCUGCUUCAGAUUCUCUCUGACAUUCACACUGUUUCUGCUCCUUUUUGUUUCCUGCAGAUUUACUUUCUGUACUCUUAUGGAUGUGUAGAAUUUGUGACCUUAGCCAUCAUGUCUUAUGAUCGAUACCUUGCAAUCUGUUAUCCUCUACAAUAUCACACACGUAUGACGUCUAAAACGGUUGCAAUCCUUACCACAUUAAUAUGGUUAUACGGUGUACUUUUUACUGGUGUCAUGUUGUCUCUGAGUGUCCCUUUACAGCUGUGUGGGAACACAAUUCAAAAAGUGUACUGUGACAACUACCCCAUCGUUAAACUGGCCUGCUCUGACACCACUGUAAAUAACAUGUAUGGAAUUGUUCACAUGUGUACAGUAAUCUUUGGUCUUAUAAUUUUAAUUCUCUACACGUACAUGAGGAUUCUUAAAGUGUGUUUUUCUGGUUCUAAACAGACCAGACAAAAAGCUGUCAGUACCUGCACUCCUCACCUUGCUUCUCUGCUCAACUUUUCUUUUGGGGCUUUCUUUGAAAUAAUGCAGAGCAGGUUUAAUCUGAGCAGUUUACCCAAUAUGUUGCGCAUUCUUUUGUCAUUAUACUGGCUUACAUGCCAACCGCUCGUCAGUCCUUUAGUGUAUGGACUGAAAAUGUCCAAAAUACGCACUGUUUAUAAAAGUCUGCUCUUUGGGGGAAAAAAUUAACUACAAAUGUUAUCUGACAACUACCAGAAAUUCUUCAAUAAAAAGAAAUACAUUCAUUGAAUGAGAUAAUUUAUGAAAGUACUACUUUGAACUAUAUAAUCUAACAACCUUU